AUGCAGAGUCUGCGGCCAAAGGAGGAGGACCUCGAGGCCUUCUACCGUCGCUUCGGUCGCGCGCCUCCCGUGCCCCUACCCCCUCGGCCGCGUCUACUCAUCCACCGCCCCCUGUCCGCCUCCCAAGAAGCCCCGCAGCUCCGCCUCCGCCGCCGCGGGCGGCAAGCCGCCCAUGAUCGUCUACUACCGCCGUCGCCGCAAGAAGCCGCGGCUCGAGGAGCCACGGCCGUCCUCGCCCUCGAUGGCGCCGCGGCAGCCGGAGGAGGGGGCGCUGGGCAGGGGCUCGCGGCGGAAGCGCCCGCUCAAGCACGAGCUGCUCAGCCUCGGGUCCGCCCCGCCUGCAUUGGGCUCGGAUGGAGACGGGGAGGAGCUGCUGCGGCGACGGCAGCCGAGGCGCAGAGGGGAACUGGAGAAGGAGAGCACUUCGGCGCCCCGGAGGCGACGGCGCCGCAGCAGCCAGCUGGAGGCCGCCUCUCCGUCCGAGAGGAGAUGGGUAGAGUUGGAAAUUCAGGGUGUGGAUCCCCAGGCGUUCGUCGGAUUAGUGUGCAAGGUUUUCUGGCCCCUAGAUGAUGAUUGGUACAAGGGUUCCAUCACGGCCUACACAGG
This is a messenger RNA of Hordeum vulgare subsp. vulgare (domesticated barley), 606 nucleotides long. RefSeq lists its product as uncharacterized. NCBI's taxonomy places the organism in Eukaryota, Viridiplantae, Streptophyta, Magnoliopsida, Poales, Poaceae. The coding region runs from base 1 to 570 and encodes 189 amino acids. The transcript has 4 exons. The record is from RefSeq and is a predicted model, not a curated record.